CUCACCUCCUGAAUGAAGUGCGCACGCAGUUUGGACAUCUCCUCUGUGCAAUGCAAAGGGAAAUGUGGGCCACCACCACUUUUGGACUUUGCAGAUACAACAGAAAUGACAAAAAAGGAAUACAAUUCAGGGGAGAGAGUUGAAUACAGCUGCUUUAAUAAAUACACACUGGAUCAGAGUCACCCCUACUCCAAAUACUUGACCUGUGAAGAUGGAGAAUGGAGAGGGAAUAUUAAGUGCUUAAAGCCCUGUUCAGUGUCUGUGGAGUUAAUGGAUGAAAGAGGUAUAGAGCUGCGAUGGGGUGGACGGCAAAAGAUAUUCUCACCACAUGGGGAUAGAAUCACCUUUAGGUGUCAGAGAGGCAAAUCUUCAAUAGACCUAAUACAAACAUGUAAUGAUGGAGUGAUUGAUUUGCCUCUGUGUGAGUGACAGUGAAUAAAACAUCACUGAAGCAUCAGCUGUAUUAAUAAACAAUAAGAAAUAAAGCAGAUCAAAAUUAACCUUUA
Messenger RNA from Megalobrama amblycephala (Wuchang bream), 506 nucleotides. Its product is annotated as complement factor H-related protein 1-like. The transcript has 3 exons. NCBI's taxonomy places the organism in Eukaryota, Metazoa, Chordata, Actinopteri, Cypriniformes, Xenocyprididae. Bases 13 to 429 code for a protein of 138 amino acids. The record is from RefSeq and is a predicted model, not a curated record.